UUUUGACCCAUCUCCGGAUGUCGUUGGAUGGCGGAAGCGGCAGAUUUGCCGCAGUUUCUACCGCAGGUGCUUCCCAUGCUGGAAUGGGUGGAGAUCCGUCGAGUUUGCCUGACGCAGCAGCAGUGCAGCAGAAGUCUGGUGCAGGCGGUGUACCAGCGCUACCUGGGAGAGGCGCCAAGCUCGGUGCGCGCCAGAGUGCAAAGGCUCGGAGAUCGGCUCAACGGAGCGCAGGCGGCUCAGGCCCGGGGAUCUCCAGAAGCUCUGGCCUCGGCGGCGGUGGAAGUUAUGGUACUGCAGCAGUGCACUCGCGUGCUAAGUGAAAACUGCGAGAAAUAUGCUGACCUCCUGGAGAGGGUCGGCUUCACCUUGGGCGACGACUUGGAAGAAGUCUCCGAUGCGCUGUUGGCCUCGCUGGACCGGCUGCAGGCCUUCGCCUCGGCCGUGGCGCGGCUGCAGGCGGCCGCCGAGGCGGCGCCGCCAGCGGGGCCUGCCGCGCGCCGCGCGGUAGGUCCCGUUUUGGGUGGCUUUCAUGGUGAACCGCUGCCCGUUUUGGCUGAAGUCGGACACAUUUCGGCCACCAGCACAGCUACUUGGAGCUGCUUGCCAGACAUGGGAGGAGACGGAGGAUUCGGCAAAGGUGGAUUUGGAGACAAGGGCAAGGGCAAAGGCAAGAAGGGCAAGGGCAAGGGCAAGGGCAAGGGAAAGCAGGAGGAGAAGCAAUGGACGCCCAUGACCAAGCUUGGCCGAUUGGUGAACGACGGCAAGAUCACCUGCUUGGAAGACAUCUACCUGCACUCUUUGCCCAUCAAGGAGCCUGAGAUCAUCGACCACUUCUACCCUCCUGGCUCUUUGAAGGAUGAGGUCCUCAAGAUUCACCCUGUGCAGAAGAUGACUUCUGCUGGUCAGACCAACCGCUUCGUGUGCUACGUGCUUGUAGGUGACACCAACGGCCACAUUGGCCUGGGCUCCAAGUGUGCCAAGGAGGUUGCCACAGCAAUUCGUGGUGGCAUCAUCGCGGCCAAGAUCAACCUGAUCCCUGUCCGCCGUGGCUUCUGGGGUAACAGGAUCGGCUUGCCCCACACUGUGCCCAUGAAGGUGCAUGGCAAGUGCGGCUCAGUGCGAGCUCGCUUGAUCCCAGCCCCCCGUGGAUCCGGCAUUGUCGGCUCUCCUGUGAUGAAGAAGAUGAUGGCCUUUGCUGGCAUUUCGGACUGCUUCACUUGCUCCUGCGGCCACACCAGAACCACCGCCAACUUUGCCAAGGCUACCUUCGAGGCAUUGAAGGCCACCUACGGCUACCUGACUCCUGACCUUUGGAAGCCCACCAACCACGUGAAGUCUCCUUUCCAGGAGUGGUCUGACUACCUCGCACAGUCCAAGCAGGCUGCCACCUACUGCUUGCCAGACAUGGGAGGAGACGGAGGAUUCGGCAAAGGUGGAUUUGGAGACAAGGGCAAGGGCAAAGGCAAGAAGGGAAAGGGCAAGGGCAAGGGCAAGGGAAAGCAGGAGGAGAAGCAAUGGACGCCCAUGACCAAGCUUGGCCGAUUGGUGAACGACGGCAAGAUCACCUGCUUGGAAGACAUCUACCUGCACUCUUUGCCCAUCAAGGAGCCUGAGAUCAUCGACCACUUCUACCCUCCUGGCUCUUUGAAGGAUGAGGUCCUGAAGAUUCACCCCGUGCAGAAGAUGACUUCUGCUGGUCAGACCAACCGCUUCGUGUGCUACGUGCUUGUGGGUGACACCAACGGCCACAUUGGCCUGGGCUCCAAGUGUGCCAAGGAGGUUGCCACAGCCAUUCGUGGUGGCAUCAUUGCGGCCAAGAUCAACCUGAUCCCUGUCCGCCGUGGCUUCUGGGGUAACAGGAUCGGCUUGCCCCACACUGUGCCCAUGAAGGUGCAUGGCAAGUGCGGCUCAGUUCGAGCUCGCUUGAUCCCAGCCCCCCGUGGAUCCGGCAUUGUCGGCUCUCCUGUGAUGAAGAAGAUGAUGGCCUUCGCUGGCAUUUCGGACUGCUUCACUUGCUCCUGCGGCCACACCAGAACCACCGCCAACUUUGCCAAGGCUACCUUUGAGGCAUUGAAGGCCACCUACGGCUACCUGACUCCUGACCUUUGGAAGCCCACCAACCACGUGAAGUCUCCUUUCCAGGAGUGGUCUGACUACCUCGCACAGUCCAAGCAGGCUGCCACCUACUGAGCUGACCCGUUGAGAACGUUUUGAUAGCUGGGCACGGUUGAAAAAUAGCGUGACUGCUUGACCUUUCUCCGGGUGUUUGCUCCAAGCAAG
Messenger RNA from Cladocopium goreaui, 2280 nucleotides. The record is from the annotation of a GenBank genome assembly. Lineage: Eukaryota; Dinophyceae; Suessiales; Symbiodiniaceae.